This is a messenger RNA of Zophobas morio, 645 nucleotides long. RefSeq names its product t-SNARE domain-containing protein 1-like. The record is from RefSeq and is a predicted model, not a curated record. Lineage: Eukaryota; Metazoa; Arthropoda; Insecta; Coleoptera; Tenebrionidae. The transcript has 5 exons. The coding region runs from base 52 to 645 and encodes 197 amino acids. Gene Ontology annotation, cellular component: nucleus.
CAGGAGUACGCAAGCGUCAGCUACAUAUUUCGAAUUUAAAAAUAUUAAACCAUGGCAAAUAAAUCCAUCAAAGCAAGAGGUAAAAAUUUUACCAAAACAGAGCUGCUAGCAUUAGUGGAUGCAAUUGAGGCGCGGAGCAAGUUUUUGUUUGGGGCUUUGCAAGGUCCAACUUUAACACAGUACCAUCGGGACAGGGCAUGGGAGAAAGUAGUGGAGGCAGUAAACGCAGUGGCACCAGUGGUUCGCACGACGAAGGACAUAAAAAAGAAAUUUAAAGACCUUAAAACCAGGACAAAACAAAAGGCGAAUGCCUUUAAAAGAAGUACCAAAAAGACCGGUGGGGGCGAAAACGAGGAAACUCCUCUGAAUGAGAUGGAACAAAAAAUCAUCUCAUUCAUUGGAACAGAAAGUAUCGAGGGGAUCGCUGGAGGAAUUGAUACAUUCCAAAAAAGGGUUGUUAACGAACCAACUCCUCUCCUGAUCCCUCCACCAUACCUUGAAAUUUCAUUAAGCCCCACUGAAGAUAGUUUCAACAUCGAUACACCCUACUUCCUCUCCUCCCAGAGUUUCAGUUUCGCCAAUCCUGCCAGCACCCCUCACUGCACCACCUGUGAUACCUCCAACUGUCCCAAAGAAAAAAUCUAA